Antechinus flavipes (yellow-footed antechinus) is the source of this 1495-nucleotide messenger RNA. It is a transcript of the gene TM2D2, whose product is annotated as TM2 domain containing 2. The transcript is spliced from 4 exons. The record is from RefSeq and is a predicted model, not a curated record. The coding region runs from base 140 to 790 and encodes 216 amino acids. Lineage: Eukaryota; Metazoa; Chordata; Mammalia; Dasyuromorphia; Dasyuridae.
CCCGCUCGCAGCAAAAGGCGGGGUCGUACGGCGCCGACCAGCUGCGGCGAGGAGGCCUAGGCCGAGAGUUCCAGGCUCAGCUGUGCCGGGGCCUGGAUUUUUAAUCCCGGCCGAGUGACGGCGACGUGCCCCCGGGAGGAUGGUGUUGGGGGGUUUUCCGGUGAGCUACCUGCUGCUGUGCGGUCAAGCGGCGCUGCUGCUGGGAAACUUGUUGCUGCUGCACUGCGUGUCACGGAGCUUGUCUUACAACACCACGGCCGAGCCCGAGGCCGUGGCCACCGGAUCUGUGGGCACGGCCCGCCUAGAGGGCCCAGAGACGCAGAUGCUGGCGUAUACAGAUCCCCGCUCCCCAGUCGUCUUGUGCUCCUUUCUGCCUGAUGAAUUUAUAAAAUGUGAUGACCCUGUGGAUCAUGUUGGAAAUUCAACUGCCUCUCAUGAAAUGGGUUAUGGGUGUGUCAAGUUUGGUGGCCAAGCCUACAAUGAUGUGGAACACACUUCAGUACAAUGCUAUGCCCUGGAUGGAAUUGAAUGUGCCGGCUCUAGAUCCUUCUUACGAGACAAUAAACCAUGUAUAAAGUACACUGGACACUACUUCAUAACCACUUUGCUCUACUCCUUCUUCCUGGGAUGUUUUGGAGUUGAUCGCUUCUGUUUGGGACAUACGGGUACAGCAGUAGGGAAAUUGCUGACCCUUGGAGGACUUGGAAUCUGGUGGUUUGUUGACCUUAUUUUGCUUAUUACUGGAAGACUGAUGCCUAGUGAUGGCAGCAAUUGGUGUACUGUUUACUGAAGAGAACUAGACUUGGUGAGAGUUGGUGCGGCAUGGGAAAGCAAAUGACCUUUCUCUACUGACCUUGUCUGUACAAACUGCAAUUUCUUUCACCAUCUCAGUCUCAGACUAAGUUGAUGUUUUACCCUUUUUAGAAUCUGUUGGAGCAGUGUUGUUGGACUUUAGAUGUGAAAGCCAGUUGCAGUCUGGAAAUGUAAUACUCCGGAAAAAUCAACUAUCUACAGAAAAGAAGGCAUAAGUUUGCUUGUUCAGACAUAAGCAGCAAGAGGAUUUCUAUACCUUUUUGCAUGCCUUCCCUCUACAGUAUGAUGCCUUCGGUCUUUUGGAAUGUGUAUUGAAAUAUCAUGAAUAAAAUGAACCUUUUUUAGAAUGUGCCAGGACUAUCAUAAUCUGAGCACUACAAGAUACCUGAGGUAACAUCGACCAUUAAAAAUCUGUCUUGAGCAAAAGGUGGAAACUGAAGUAGCUUUUAAUGAAGACUGAAACUCUGACUUAAUUUUUAUGUUCCAUGAAAUGUUUGGCCAAAUGGAGAAAUUGUACAGGUAUAUUGUCAUUUGAACAAGCAAGGUGAAGCCUCUAGUUCAGUUGGAUUAUUAGAACCAGGAAAUGCCAAACUUCUGUGCAUACCCCUCAGGGUGUCACUAUUAUGCCCCAGGGUAAUAUCUCCUGUGUACUGAUGAUUUCAUUAAAAUGUUUUUAAAGAGA